Messenger RNA from Schistosoma haematobium, 6167 nucleotides. RefSeq names its product USP6 N-terminal-like protein (gene USP6NL). Lineage: Eukaryota; Metazoa; Platyhelminthes; Trematoda; Strigeidida; Schistosomatidae. The record is from RefSeq and is a predicted model, not a curated record. The transcript is spliced from 13 exons. Bases 441 to 3089 code for a protein of 882 amino acids.
AAACCGUUUACGUCUGGAGUUCCGUUUCUCGCACCGAGUAGUGAAUCACUGGAAUUCUCUACCGGAACACGUAAUAUCAGAACCGUCUGUUAAUAUAUUCAAAACGAGAUUGGACCUCCACAGUAUUACAAACUGCAAGGAUUAAUAUAGGUCGACAGACCUCCUAUCCUUAUUACUGAAGACUGAACCCAGGUGUAAAGAUUACAAUUGAAGCCAAAUAGUUGUAGGACUGCUUUUUCAGAUUUUUGCCUUGAAAAAACCCAACAUUUAUCGUUCAUAAUGACUUUCCAAGAGUGGUGCACUCUGAAAAUAUCGAUAAAAUUUCACAAUGUCAGUCGAUUCACAUAUUGUAGAUUGAUCUAGACACAUUUACGAAAGGCAUCGUUGCAAUCUAUGUUCGCCUUUGGGUUGAAACUUUAUAAUGUUAUACAUGUCUCAAAAUGUUUGAAAAUAAUGUUAAACCAGAUGUUGAGAAUUUUGUAGAUAAAUAUAUCAACCCAAAGGCUUCUGGUAAUCGAAAUUAUAUUUCUGAUGACCUGGAAAUUAAUGAUUCGGAAAACAGAGAUUACUACGGCUUUUACCACCCGAAUGGUCUGACAAAAAGAGAGCGAAUAGUCGAAAGUAAAUAUCGGAAAAAUGAUAUUCGUCGUGUUGAUAAAUGGCUAAAGAUGAUUAGUAAGUGGGAAGAAGUUGAUUCUUUAUGGCAUCGUAUGUUCAAAAAUGGCAGAGCUUCGGAAAAGUUAACCCGAAGAAUUUUUAAAGGAAUUCCUGACCGAUUUCGUAUGACUGUUUGGCCCCUUCUUCUCUGUGUGACAGAUAUAAAAAAUAAAAAUAAAGAUAUUUAUGCGAAAAUGCUCAAACAAGCUCUAUCUUCUUCAGGUUCACUCAACCAAAUCGAUUUAGAUGUAAAUCGAACAUUUCGUAAUACAGUUUACUUUCAUGAUCGUUACGGUCCACGACAAUGUGCAUUAUUUCGUGUUUUAGCUGCUUAUUCAGUGUAUAACUCGGAAGUUGGAUACUGUCAGGGAAUGAGUGAGUUGGCCGGGUUAUUUCUUAUAUACAUUGAAGAUGAAGAGGAUGCAUUUUGGGCAUUGAAUCAACUGAUGACCAGUUAUCGAUAUAAUAUGCAUAGUGUAUAUGUCGCUGACUUUCCUGGAUUAAAACGUUUAUUUGCCCAUCAUGAACGUAUUGUUCGUAAAUUGUUACCCAUAUUGGAUAAACAUUUUACUAAACAUGAUAUGUUAACUAGUACAUAUGCUUUGAAGUGGUACAUGCAAUGUUUCUUAGAUAGAUUACCUGUUACCCUAGUACUUCGAUUAUGGGAUAUUUACUUAUUGGAAGGUGAAAAGCUACUCUUGGCUAUGGCAUACAACAUACUGAAAAUGCACAGUAAAAGAUUAUUACGAAUGGAUCAGAUGCAAAUGACAUCAUUUUUUCAAGAUGAAUUGGUCAAGGACUUUUUAUUCGAUGAUGAUGAUGUAAUUGAUUCACUAAAAGAUUGUUUAGAGUUAUUACAUAAGAAUAAAUUAGAUACGCCUCCGCCACUGACUUCCGAUAUGUUACCCAAACGACUUGGUCAGUUCAAUUCGGAUCCAAUUUGGCGCAAUCGUAAUGGAACAUUAAUGCCGAGAACAAAAACUGGAACCCUUAAAUCCCACACAGAAAGUCCUUCAUAUAUAAAACCACAAUUAAUAGAUCAACCCAGUUUCAAUGGGAAAUUACGUGCUCGAUUUUCUCCGACCUAUUUACCUAAAACUCUGUCAGUCAAUCCAAUUACUUUAAGCUCUGCCAGUGUAUCGCCCAUAGUUUCAAAUUCAUCAGGUUAUUCUCCUGGUCUUGCUACAUCUGCAUCAAUAUUAACUGUUGCUGCAAUGAAAAAUAGUGGCCGACUCUAUGUUCCAGCAGUCCGUUCUUCGCAAACAUACGGAACUGGUUCUAGUUACACAUUCAUAAGUAAUCAAAAGAUGAAGUUGGAUCAUAUUCCAUCAUCAAUGUCCGUAAUUCAUUCACCUUCUUUUAGUGUUGAUGAGAGCAUCUCUAGCAGCGUUAUAAGUAAUAAUGUUCUGAGUAUUCAACACCAAUCACCGUCAACAUCAAGUCGAUCUCUCAUCAAUUCUCCCGAUGAAAGUUAUGCUACUACAGGUGGUCGUCAUUAUCGUAUUCCGACAAGAUUAUCUCCUAGUUCCAAUCGUUCUAAAGUACUACAUCGUUAUGAAUUGGAUAACGAUAAAAAUAAUGGUAGUUUAUCUGUUGAGUCAAAUCCUGCAAUACAAAAAUCCUCACAACGACCUUUAUCAAGAUUUACACAGAAUAAAGAAAUUAUUAUUAACCGAACAAAUGUUGGGUAUAGUAGCGGUAUAACACAAAAACCGGAUAUCCCCAUCAUUUUAACAACUUCAUCAAUGACACCGUCAUCACGAAUAAAUCGGUGGACAAGUGAACAAAUUUUAUCAGUCAAUGUGAAUCGUCGCUCAUCAACUACUAGUUCUGAGAUAAGUCUUGAACAACCAUGGCAGAAACGUGAAAAGUCUCCGUUAAAAAUUGAGCAAAAAACAGUUAACAAAGGUGAUUAUUCUAGCACUGGUAUAAAUUCUUCCGUUGAUGGUGUAAUAACCAGAUUAGACGAAACAUUAAUGCCUCCUUCAUUGUCAACAACAGCCAACAAAUGGAAUAUACCUAAUCAUUCCAAUUAUCCAACUGUUGUUAACUCUAAUUUUCCCAUAAAUUCAUCAAUCUAUUCUCCAACCAGUCCUAAUUUAUCAACUGAAUCACAAGAUACAAAAUGUUCACAAACUGUACUUACCUCAUCAUCAGCAUCAUUGUCGCCAGUAACCAAAUCAAUUCAAAUUAUUCGCUCGCAAUAUGAUAAAAAUGAUAAGAGCGGUGUAGAUGGUUACUAUCGUUUUAAUGUUUCCAUGAAGAAACCAUAUCUGGAAUCAGUACAACCAAUAAAUGACUAUGUACGUCGUAUACCAUCAGUACCAAGGUCAAAAAUAAUCAUAAAACCAACUGAGAUCAUUAUGCCUGAUCCAAAACCAGUUUCUAAAGAUGUUAAUAAAAAAGUAAUUACAAUUCAGUCAUCGAAUUAAUCCGUACCGUUCUUUAAUGGUAAAUGGUCACAUAGUUAAUUCAACAACAAUGUAAUGUGGGUUAUUAUCCUGAAAACAUUCAAUUUGACGUCUUAUAAAUUACUUUACUAUACAACAUUCCUUAUAUAUAUACUCCAAUAAAAAACAUGUUUAUUUUGUUAUCUAUUUAUUUUUCUGUAUACACUCUACUGAAAAUUAUGCUCAUUUAUUGUUUUUGCACAAGCAUAUUGUGAUAUCUUGUGGAUUACAACAAUAUUAAUUGAUUUCGGUGUUAAUGACAUACAACAUCUGUAAAUUCUUUUACUCCCUGUUGAAUAAAACCGAUUCGUAUGUGGAACUCACUCACAGAAGACAAAGCUGGGCAAAUGGGUAGAGAGAGAAGUAUAAUAUUUCAACGAUAGAGAGAAAAGAAUCCUUUAAUCCAAUUAUAUUAUCUUUCUUCCCACACUAUUUUGAUAUGGUAUUUACUUAGAAUAUUAAAUAGUUAUAGUGCUUAUGAGAAAUGCAUGGAGGAAUUUCUUCCUAAUGAAUUUACUAUUAUUUGUAGUAAAUGAGUGCUCAAUUAAAAAACAAUCCGCUUAUUAGUAGUGAAAUGAAUCUUACUCAUCGAUAUUUUCUUAUUAGUCUUUGUUGUUGAUGAUGAAAUUUUUACGUUCUAUUUCCUGUCAUUUAUUUUCCUCCUCUUCUGAAUAUUAUUCUUGCCCCUCUCAUCUACCAGUACUAUCCACGUAAUUCUCUUGAUAUUUUGUAUUUUCACUUACUGAUUUCUAUUUUGUAGAUUAUCUUUCAUUCUAAAUAUCUUGUAUUUUUCAUUAUAACAACAGUAGUAUAAAUGUUGAUCUUCUACUCAUUGUGUAUAAUACAUCAAUUUACUGUGAUUCUUUUACUUGUCGAACUAAAUGAAACGACAACAUUCAUCAAUUCAUUAUUGGCGUUCUCUAUCAUUUAGUCCAUGUUUCUCCGUAUCCAUGUGAUAUAAAUAAUGGUGAAUUUGUUCGAAAUAUUGUAGUUGAUAAUAAUUACCUUAGAUGAUAUGUUUGAAACCGUUUUCUUUAUGUACUUUGGUUUGGGCAAAUCUCAUGUACAAUAGUAUAACUCAAUGUCAUUUGUUUAAAACUUUACUUCGUUACUGAUUCGAACACUUGCCAUCUUUUCAUAUUUUGUUAUCGUUAUUUAUAUAUUGAUUGGUAACCACAAUGACUGAAUUCCGCACGAAUACAUAUUGUGCAUAUAUGUUUACAUAUGUUCUCAUGCACUCGGUUUUUGUACAUUUAGAACUAUUCGUACUCAACUAAAAUUAAAACUAUGAUAUUAUUAUUAUAGUUUAGUAUUCAUUGUUAUCUAUGCAAUUUAUAUCCUUAUUUAUUCUAUUCAUCAUGUCAAACAGUAUGAUUUAAUAUAAUGUCCCUUAGUCUUUUAAGAAAUUUUAUAUGUUUAUCUGCUUAGAGUGUGUUUCAAUACUACCUGUUACUCAAUAGAUGCAUUAAAAUAAUGAACACACACAUGUUAGCUUAUUUUCGUGUUAGUAAAUUUUCAAUUCUAUUGUAACCCUGACAAUUACAAUCAUGGUAGAUUGACUCAUGUUUACAAAGCCACAAACUACAAUCAUUGAUUAACAUAAAUAAAAGUGUUGGGGAUUAUUCAUUUGUUUGUUGAUAACUGAAAAGAAAAGUAUCGUUAUUUUUAUUUUCCUAAUUUUUGUUCUUUUUUCAAAAAUACAGUAAACUAAUAAUUUCUCUUUUAUGCUAUUCUAUUAGACUUAAUAAAUAGAUAAAUGAUCCAAUGGUUCAAAUAAUCAAUCCUUAAUUAUUAAUUGAUAAUAUUUGGAAUUAUUAAAAUCAGAUAAGUGUAAUUUAUAUUUUUAAAGAAGAAAAAAAAGUAAAUAUAUUUAUGCUUCCUGUUAAAUGAUUGUUUAUUUAGAAAUAGAGAAAAGAAAAGAAUGGAUAUCUAAUUCACGAUUACGACGAAAUGUCAAUAAUGCAUAUUUGAUCAUAAACUGUGUAAUUUUCCACUUUAUAAUUAAUGAAUUGGAAUGUGAGACAACUAUCAUAUACAACUGACUUCUUUAUAUUAUUAUAUGAUUGUUUGAACAUGAAUUCUGUUAGCAAAUUAAUUUACGCGUUCAUAUGGUUGAUUAAAGAAUACUCUUUCGUAAAUAUAGGAUAUAUAGGGGAUACUAUAGCAAAGAUCCAAAAGAAAAAUAUUGGAAAGAAACGUUAUAUUUUACUUAUCUUUUAAACGUAGGCCGACUGAAAGAAAAACAAUAUAAGGUUAUGUUGAGAAGAAGAAACUCUUUAUUUGCAUUCUUUUGAUCCCAUGCAGUGAACUCAUCCUCAAGCACUACUUUGUUUGGCUGUCAAAAUAUAGGUCAAUCCACAGCUCAAUUUCGAGGCGCAUCAUUGUACUUCCUCUUCAAAACCAGUCAUGAUAAUAUAGAUGAACUACUAUGAAGUAUGAAUAGAAAACCUAUGCACCUCAUGGACUAGCAAUCCCCCUAUUUAAGCCUGAACUGUGCUUAAUCUAUCAUUUAAUCCCCCUAAUAUUCGACAUUUGAAAAUUACCUUUUACUAGCAUUUGGUGAUGCUUCCCAUCUGUUGAGCAAUUGUUGUUAGCACCUUCAAACUUUUUUAUCAAUGUCAUGAUUACUACAUUAUUUUUAUGUUCGUCAAGUUGACACUUAUCUUGCAUACGUCUCAUUUAUGUUUCUUACAAUUCAUUUUACAAAAAACGUUGAACAAACAUGUGAAUUUAUUCUGAUACUUGAAAUUUCAUAGCACUUUAUAAAAAUUAUUGUUUUGUUUCCAAAUAAUGUUCUACAUAUAUUAAAUAAUUAAGCACAAUUAUAUACCGUUAAGAAUGGCUAUCGCUGGAGUAAAAGCUUUCCUUGCCGAUUAGUCGGAAUUUUUUGUAACGAUGACAACAAAUUUCUUUCGUUCUAUAAAUUUCACCAUAAUAAUAUAUAUUAUCGGUAAUCACUAGGUUAAAUUUGAUACGGUUAUACGAGAAAGGCAUUUGUUUAAAGCUAUUUGAAUUACGAUAUUAAAAUUACAUUGAAAUUAGCUCUUUAACUAAACCUAU